This is a messenger RNA of Astyanax mexicanus (Mexican tetra), 1544 nucleotides long. RefSeq names its product HUS1 checkpoint clamp component (gene hus1). Bases 102 to 953 code for a protein of 283 amino acids. Gene Ontology annotation, biological process: nucleotide-excision repair; meiotic DNA integrity checkpoint signaling; mitotic DNA replication checkpoint signaling. Lineage: Eukaryota; Metazoa; Chordata; Actinopteri; Characiformes; Acestrorhamphidae. Gene Ontology annotation, cellular component: nucleolus; site of double-strand break; checkpoint clamp complex. The record is from RefSeq and is a predicted model, not a curated record. The transcript is spliced from 8 exons.
CGCUGCUGUGUUCAGAUCAGUGGCGGGCUGUCAGUAGUAGCAGUAGAUGUUGUGGGGUAGUAGUGUCAGCAGUGCGGGUUUACUGAGUUAAAGGCAUAAUUAUGAAGUUUCGAGCGAAGAUAAACGACGUGGGAUGUCUCAACCAUUUCACACGUGUGGUGAACACUAUUACAAAACUCACAAAGACAUGUGUGCUAAGGCUCACUGUAGACAACAUGUACUUUGUGCUUUCUGGAAAAGUGGCCAAUGGGGGAGUCAGCAUGUGGUGUGAGUUACUACAGGUAAAUUUCUUUGAGGAAUAUCAGUUGGAGGGUGUGUCUGCAGACGCCAAUGAAAUCUGCUUGGAAGUUGCACCGGAGAACUUAUCCAGAGCUUUAAAAACAGCACAAAAUGCCAAGUCUGUCAAAAUAAAACUAACAAAGAAGCAUGGUCCAUGCCUCACCUUAGCUGCAGAACUGCCUUCACUGUCCUCCAUCAAUCGUAUCGUGACUCAUGACAUCCCUGUGGACAUCAUUCCCAAAAGACUUUGGCACGACUUUAAGGAACCUACUGUGCCGGACUUUGAUGUUAGCAUAUAUUUACCCCCUCUGAAGACCAUGAAAAGUGUGGUGGACAGAAUGAAGAACCUUUCCAACUAUUUGGUUGUGGAGGCUAAUAUGAACGGUGAAAUGAAUCUGAAGAUUGAAACAGAUCUGGUGUCUGUAACAACACACUUCAAAGAUCUUGGCAACCCUCCCUGGGGUGACAAUGCCUCACAGAGUCAAAGUCAGAGCAGAGAUGCUGAGGCCAUGGCACACGCUCGAGUGGACAUAAGAAAACUCCAGCAGUUCCUCAUGGGGCAGCAAGUUAACCCCAACAAAUCCAUGUGUAAUAUUGUUGACAAAAGGAUAAUUCAUCUGAUUCUUCUCCAAGAGGACGUGUCUCUGCAGUACUUUAUUCCAGCUGUGGCGUAGUGUUGCACCCAACACGAAGGGGACAGAGGAAAGCUGCUCAGAUGUCCAGCUCACUACCUUUAUUCUAAAAGCUAAUUUAUACUCUCCUUUUGGAUUAAAAUGAAUGACUGUUUCAAAGGUUGUAACCAUCAAUGAACGCAUACUUCUAUGCUUUCUGUCUGUUGGUGUGAAUGUUAAGCAACACAUCCACUCAGGGAAAGUUCAGAGUGAAAAGUCCCUUAGAACAGCGAACAUGGUUACAGUAAAGGAGUUCUGAAAAUGUACUUAUUACAAAACUAAAAAAAGUUCCACCAUACUUUUUUUUUGAGUCCAUGUGCUGUUUAGCUUGAAAUAUUGGCUACCCUGGCCCCACAAUUUUCAGUCUUAUAAAUGAGCCUUUAAUCUGCUGUCAGUGAUGAAUAACGCAAAAUAAACGAUUUGUCAACUGAAUAAACCAGUUCUAAAAUAAUGAACAUAAAACCUUCCCUGUAAUUCUUAUUCAGUUUAUUUUGCAACAUAAAAACAAAGGGAAAAGUGUUUCUUACUGUUUGUCUUGUACAUUUAUUGUUUAGGAUCUUUCUAGUAUUUUUGUAAUAAAAAUGUUUUUCUUCA